GAAAUAGUUACGAGCUAUUUACAAUCUUCACCUUCUUCCAUUUUCUUCCUUCUCACGAGCCUGCUACAUCGCUGAAGUUUUUCUGCGCAUCUUCUCCUUCCCACCAAGCGAACGGUAGCAAUCGGGCCUCAGCGGAAUAUGGCGGCCUCUCUCCAAAGAAUUUGUGGCGGCGGCUGCCGCACCAUUCGCCUAACUCUCUCCCCGCUCUCCCGACAGUUUUCAUCGUCAGCUUCCGAUGCCCUGGUGGAGACGAAGCCCGGCGAGAUCGGCAUGGUCUCCGGUAUUCCUCAUGAGCAGCUUCGCCGGAGGGUAUCCCAUUUGCCGCCAUCUAUUUUCAGUUGUAAUUUACUCCCCUGCGAGAACUGCAACUCAGCAAGGAUCCGGGAAACUUGGGAAGUGGAAAAUUAACUUUGUGUCUACACAGAAGUGGGAGAACCCAUUGAUGGGUUGGACAUCCACAGGUGACCCAUAUGCCAAUGUUGGGGAUUCUGCACUUAGCUUUGAAAGCGAAGCUGCUGCUAAGGAUUUUGCUGCAAGACACGGCUGGGACUACGUGGUAGUAAAAAAGUACCAAACUCCACUUCUGAAGCCGAAGUCGUACGCAGACAACUUCAAGUUCAAGGGCUUGCCAGAAGCUGAGGAAAAAUAAUUCUGGUUAUCAGCUGCCGCUGGUAUGGUUUCCUUGUAGGGUAAAAGUUGCACAGAUCUGAGGGUCUUUACCCUUUCCGCAGAGUGCAAGAUUUUCAGCAAUGUGGCAACGCUGUAUUUUGCUGCAGAUUUCUCUGGUUACACUAAUAAUUCAACGACUCUCUAUUUAUAUUCUCGAUCUCGCAUUUGUACAAGUUCAGUGGCCUUUAUUGAGAUGUCAAUGAUGUAAGAAAGCACCGCAAUAAGAGCACCGUCGAUCGAACCUGAAAUUCACCCUUUCAUUUCCAUCAGUUAAUCAAUGAGAGUUAUCAAGUGUCUCUUGUGAUAUUGCCAUAUUGGCAUUACUUAAUGGAGGCAUUAUUAAUGGUGUCUCUCUGUCUUGCACUGACUGGAUCUGAUAUUCGAGUUUGUGAAAGCCAG
Linum tenue is the source of this 1068-nucleotide messenger RNA. The record is from the annotation of a GenBank genome assembly. NCBI's taxonomy places the organism in Eukaryota, Viridiplantae, Streptophyta, Magnoliopsida, Malpighiales, Linaceae.